AGAACGCCAUGUUCUCGGCGCUGCUCCGCCGCGAGCUCUCUUCCUCGCCGGCGGCGCCGCCGCGGGGGAGGCCUCUCCUCGCCGCGCUACUCUCUCCGUCGGCCAGCCCCCUCGCGCCAUGCCGGUCCCCUGCUGCGCCGGACCCACCGAGGCGGGCGUUCCGUGGCUCGCAGCCGAGCCCCCUGGGGUUCAGGUCCACCCCCGCGUCGUGGUCCGGCAGCCCGGAGGCAGGGUCGGCCGUGGGGAAUGACGGGCUGGAGGUCGCUAGGUUGGGGAUCUCGCCGCAUAUCGUGGAGAGGCUCGCCGCCCGGGGCAUCACCCGGCUCUUCCCUAUCCAGAGUGCUGUCCUUGAGCCAGCAAUGCAAGGGAAAGAUAUGAUUGGACGUGCAAGAACUGGGACUGGGAAAACACUGGCUUUUGGCAUUCCUAUCAUGGACAGGAUAAUCCGUUACAAUGAGAAGAAUGGGAGUGGUAGAAAUCCUUUAGCAAUAAUUUUGGCACCUACUAGAGAACUUGCUAGACAGGUCGAGAAGGAAUUUAAGGAAUCUGCUCCUUUGGACUCUCUUUGUGUCUAUGGAGGUGUUCCCAUCAGUCAUCAAAUGAGAGUUCUUAAUUAUGGUGUUGAUGUUGUGGUUGGAACACCAGGUCGAAUUAUUGAUCUUUUAAGAAGAGGUGUUUUAAACCUUUCUGAGAUCCAAUUCGUGGUACUAGAUGAAGUGGACCAGAUGUUGGCUGUCGGUUUUGAUGAAGAUGUUGAGGUGAUCAUGGAGAAUUUGCCACAGAACCGUCAAAGCAUGUUGUUCUCUGCAACAAUGCCUAGUUGGAUAAGAAAAAUUACAAACAAGUACUUGAAAGACCCAGUCAUUAUUGACCUUGUUGGUGACGCGGACCAGAAAUUGCCUGAAGGAAUCUCUCUUUAUUCAAUUGCAUCUGAGCACUAUGGGAAGCCAUCGAUUCUUGGUCCAUUGAUUAAAGAGCAUGCUAAUGGUGGAAAAUGUAUCGUGUUUACUCAAACUAAACGAGAAGCAGAUAGAUUAGCAUAUGCUAUGGGCAGGAGCUAUGCAUGUCAGGCGCUUCAUGGGGAUAUUUCACAGAAUCAGAGAGAAAGGACACUGUCAGGAUUUCGAGAUGGCCGCUUUAAUAUCCUUGUAGCAACCGAUGUUGCUGCUCGUGGAUUAGACAUACCCAAUGUUGAUCUUGUAAUACAUUAUGAAAUCCCAAACACCUCGGAGUUAUUUGUGCACAGAUCUGGACGAACUGCACGGGCAGGGAAGAAAGGCAGUGCAAUUCUAAUAUACACAAGUGAUCAAGCUAGAGCUGUAAGGGUCAUUGAGCAUGAUAUAGGAUGCAGGUUCACAGAGCUUCCAAAGAUUCCAGCUACAGAUGAGGCAGCAGACAUGUUUAAUGUUGCGAGAGACAUUCGCUCUAGAUUGGUUGGAGGCCAAAGAACCGGUGGCUCCUCUUUUGGACGAGGAGGCUAUGGUGGUUUUGGAGAAGGCCGUUCCCAGGGCUUUGGUGAUUUUGAUGGCUUUGGUGGUUUCCCUGAUCGUGCUGGGAGAUCGCGUGAUGCGGGUUCAAGAUAUGGCAGUGGGUUUGGAGAUUUUAGGCGUCCCUCCAAUGCCUUUGGCAGGUCUAGUUCCAGGCGGCCUGAUGGAUUUGGAUUUGGUGACUUUGGAGAAGGCAAAUUCAGUAGAAGUGGCAACACUGACUAUCGACGCCCUAGGGGUUCUGAUGAUUCAGGCUCUACACGGUACAGCAGACGUCCCAAUGGUUUUGGAUCAUCAGAUUUCAGCAGAUCAGGCGGGUUCGAUGAUUCCAACUGAUCACAGGGCUACCUUUUUGUACAGCUUUGAGCCUUUUCACCUACGGUUUUGUUUUGUUUUUCGUUUCAUGAAUGAAUGAGAUCACCAAUCGCCUUUUGUAGCGCUUGGCCUUCCUGUAGCGAAAUAAGUAGUCUGCUUGUACUAGUAUUAGGUUUGUCCCAAAACAUUAAACAUUUAGUAGUGUAUAUAAUCCAACCUGUAUCUUUUGGACUCUUUUCAACGAAGUGUAAGAAAAUCCCAGAACUGUGGAAACCUCCCAUUUCGGUUCAUGUCCUUUCUGUUGCACAUUGACCUCCAUCACCUCUUUUUGGUGGUAAUAUAUGGCAU
Messenger RNA from Oryza brachyantha (malo sina), 2150 nucleotides. RefSeq names its product DEAD-box ATP-dependent RNA helicase 53. The coding region runs from base 9 to 1823 and encodes 604 amino acids. Lineage: Eukaryota; Viridiplantae; Streptophyta; Magnoliopsida; Poales; Poaceae. The transcript is spliced from 7 exons. The record is from RefSeq and is a predicted model, not a curated record. Gene Ontology annotation, molecular function: RNA helicase activity; ATP binding; nucleic acid binding.